Malus domestica (apple) is the source of this 2511-nucleotide messenger RNA. RefSeq names its product pentatricopeptide repeat-containing protein At3g49710. Gene Ontology annotation, molecular function: zinc ion binding; protein binding. The record is from RefSeq and is a predicted model, not a curated record. NCBI's taxonomy places the organism in Eukaryota, Viridiplantae, Streptophyta, Magnoliopsida, Rosales, Rosaceae.
UAAAAUAGCAUGAGUUGUUGCAUGGAACUGAAUACAAUCGUCCUAACUCUACGCUUUUGGAAUUGACAUGUUAGAUGAACCAAUUCUCUUGUAAUUUGCAAAGCUUUCGCCACCUUCUGAAAACAUGCAUUGCCGACAGAGACCUCUUUACAGGCAAAGCCCUCCACGCACUCUACAUCAAGUCCCUCCUUCCUCCUUCCACUUACCUUUCCAACCACUUCAUCCUCCUUUACUCCAAAUGCGGCCGUCUCUCCGCCGCUCGCAGCGCCUUCAACCACACCCAGGACCCCAAUGUCUUCUCCUUCAACGCUAUCAUUAAUGCAUACGCUAAAGAGUCGCACACCCACAUUGCACACCAACUGUUUGAUAAAAUUCCUAUACCGGACUUGGUCUCUUAUAACACUCUCAUUUCUGCUUAUGCCGAUAGGGGGGAGACUGAGCCGGCGUUGAGCUUGUUCGCUGGGAUGAGAAGAAUGGGUCUCGACAUGGAUGGGUUUACCAUCUCUGCUGUGAUCACGGGUUGUGGUGAUGAUGUCAGUUUGCUUAGGCAAUUGCAUUGUGUGGUGGUGUCGGGUGGCUUUGAUUCAUAUGUUUCGGUGAACAAUUCGCUUGUAACUUACUAUAGUAAAAAUGGGUUUCUGGAGGAGGCAAAACGGGUGUUCUUGGUGACGGGAGAGGUGAGAGAUGAAGUGUCUUGGAAUUCGAUGAUUGUGGCGUACGGCCAGCACCGCCAAGGGUUGAAAGCGCUGGGGUUGUUUCAGGAAAUGGUAAGGAGGGGCUUCGAUGUCGACAUGUUUACAUUGGCAAGUGUUUUGACUGCAUUUACGUGUGUGGAAGACUUGUUGGGUGGACUUCAGUUUCAUGCUAAGUUGAUCAAAACUGGUUUCCACCAGAAUUCCCAUGUUGGGAGUGGCUUAAUUGAUUUAUAUUCGAAGUGUGCUGGUGGCAUGGCAGAAUGUAGGAAAGUGUUUCAAGAGAUCCCUCUUCCAGAUUUGGUUCUUUGGAACACGAUGGUUUCUGGGUAUUCUCAAAAUGCUGAGUUCUCUGAAGACGCUCUUCAUUGUUUCCGGAAAAUGCAACGUGUUGGUCACAGCCCUGAUGAUUGCAGCUUCGUCUGUGUGAUCAGUGCAUGCUCUAAUUUGUCAUCCCCCUCUCAGGGAAAGCAGAUUCAUGCCUUAGAAAUUAAAUCUGAUAUCCCUUCAAAUAAAAUUUCGGUGAAUAAUGCUCUUGUUGCAAUGUACUCGAAAUGCGGAAAUCUUCAUGAUGCAAGAAGGUUAUUUGAUAGAAUGCCAGAGCAUAACACUGUCUCUUUAAAUUCAAUGAUUGCAGGUUAUGCACAGCAUGGGAUUGGAAUAGAAUCGCUAUGGCUUUUUGAACAUAUGCUUCAGAUGGAUAUUGUUCCUACACGAGUAACCUUUAUCUCUGUCCUUUCUGCUUGUGCUCACACUGGAAAAGUAGAGGAGGGUCAGAAGUAUUUCGAUAUGAUGAAGGAGAAGUUUGGGAUUGAACCAGAAGCAGAACACUAUUCAUGCAUGAUUGAUCUUUUAGGUCGAGCAGGCAAACUGGGUGAAGCUGAGAGACUCAUCGAGACGAUGCCAUUCUGCCCUGGCUCCAUUGGCUGGGCUACAUUACUUGGUGCCUGUAGAACGCAUGGAAAUAUUGAACUAGCAGUAAAGGCAUCCAAUCAGCUUCUUCAGCUGGAACCUCUAAAUGCUGCUCCAUACGUGGUGCUGUCUAAUAUGUUUGCUAGAGCAGGCAAAUGGGAAGAGGUAUCAACAGUUAGAAAGCAUAUGCGAGAUAGAGGAGUGAAGAAGAAACCAGGUUGUAGUUGGAUCGAGGUGAAUAAGAGGGUACACGUUUUUGUGGCUGAAGAGAUUUCCCACCCGAUGAUCAAAGAAAUUCAUGAAUACUUGGGGGAGAUGUCGAGGAAGAUGAAGCAAGCGGGGUAUGUGCCUGAUUUAAGAUGGACCUUGGUAAAGGACGAUGAAUCGGUGCAAGGAGAGAGGGAGAUUAGGUUAGGGCAUCACAGUGAAAAGCUAGCGGUUGCAUUUGGGUUGCUCUCGACGAGAGAGGGAGAGCCUUUGCUUGUGGUGAAGAACCUGAGGAUUUGUGGGGACUGCCACAAUGCAAUCAAGUUUAUCUCUGCCAUUGCUGGGAGAGAAAUCACUGUGAGAGAUGCCCACAGGUUUCAUUGCUUUAAGGACGGACAUUGCUCUUGUGGGGAUUAUUGGUGACAAUGUGUGAACUCCAGUUCUCUUGCUCCAGAAGGUGAAGUUCCGGCUUCUGCAAACACGAUGCCAUUGAAUUUUCUUACAAAGCGACUUAGCGUAUCAAUAGAGGAUGAUUCUUGGUCCUGAUUUCCGUGUAACAAGCCAGAUUUUAUUCGCUACCACCACAUUGUAUUUGUCAUUACAGUCACUUUCUUAUACAGCUAUAGAACAAAAUUGCUGGUGGAAAGGUGGAGCUGAAAGAUUUGGAGAACGAAAUAAAGCACGGUACGGAAAUCAAUCA